GCCUGGGGAGGGAGUCGUCUCCCCAACCCUCCGGAAGGAGGAGGAGCUCGAGUCGGAGCCGCCUUAGCGCGGCCGCCCGGCCUGAGGGGGAGGGAGUGAGGUUGAGGCAAGAUGGCGGCUAAGGUGGCGAAGCUGCGGCGGCGGCCGGAGUGAGCGCCCAGCUCGCCGUGCCGAGCGAGGCUCGCCGGGAGGAGGGCCGCGCGCCGGGGCCGCGCCCUGGUCGUCCGGCCGUGGGACGCCCCGGCUCUCACGCUCCGCCAGCUCCCGGUUGCUUCCUAGAAACAUGAUUGUUUGUUGGACUUGAUCUCACAGCCCAGUGAGGACGUCUUUACUGAUAAUGUCAAGUUCAGGUUACCCUCCCAACCAAGGAACUUUCAGCACAGAGCAAAGUCGUUAUCCUUCACAUUCUGUCCAGUAUACCUUUCCCAGUACUCGACACCAGCAGGAAUUUGCAGUUCCUGACUAUCGUUCUUCUCACAUCGAAGUCAGCCAGGCAUCGCAGCUUUUACAACAGCAGCAGCAGCAGCAGCAGCAGCAGCAGCAGCAGCAGCAGCAGCUUCGAAGACGACCGUCCUUGCUUUCAGAAUUUCACCCAGGUUCUGACAGGCCUCAAGAAAGAAGAAGUGGAUAUGAACAGUUUCACUCAGGUCCUUCCCCGGUGGAUCAUGAUUCCUUGGAGUCCAAGCGGCCACGCCUCGAGCCCGUUUCUGAUGCCCAUUUCCAGCGUGUUAGUGCUGCGGUUUUACCUUUAGUUCACACGCUGCCAGAAGGGCUGAGGUCGUCUGCAGAUGCUAAGAAGGAUUCAGCAUUUGGAGGCAAACAUGAAGCUCCAUCCUCUCCAUUGGCUGGGCAACCAUGUGGAGAUGAUCAAAACGCUUCACCUUCAAAGCUUUCGAAGGAAGAGUUAAUACAGAGUAUGGAUCGGGUUGACCGAGAGAUUGCAAAAGUAGAGCAGCAGAUCCUUAAAUUGAAAAAGAAACAACAACAGCUAGAAGAAGAAGCAGCUAAGCCCCCUGAGCCGGAAAAGCCUGUGUCCCCUCCUCCUGUGGAACAGAAACAUCGUAGUAUUGUCCAAAUUAUUUACGAUGAGAAUCGGAAAAAAGCAGAAGAAGCUCAUAAAAUAUUUGAAGGACUUGGCCCAAAAGUUGAACUGCCACUUUAUAACCAGCCAUCAGAUACCAAGGUGUACCAUGAGAACAUCAAGACAAACCAGGUGAUGAGGAAAAAACUCAUUUUAUUUUUUAAAAGAAGAAAUCAUGCAAGAAAACAAAGGGAACAAAAAAUCUGCCAGCGUUAUGAUCAGCUCAUGGAAGCAUGGGAGAAAAAAGUGGACAGAAUAGAAAAUAAUCCCCGGAGGAAAGCAAAAGAAAGCAAAACAAGGGAAUACUAUGAGAAGCAGUUUCCAGAAAUUCGAAAACAAAGAGAACAGCAAGAAAGAUUUCAGCGAGUUGGUCAGAGGGGAGCUGGUCUUUCAGCCACCAUUGCUAGGAGCGAGCAUGAGAUUUCUGAAAUUAUUGAUGGUCUUUCUGAGCAGGAGAAUAAUGAGAAGCAAAUGCGUCAGCUUUCUGUCAUUCCACCUAUGAUGUUUGAUGCAGAACAAAGAAGGGUCAAAUUCAUCAAUAUGAAUGGACUUAUGGAGGAUCCAAUGAAGGUUUAUAAAGACAGACAGUUUAUGAAUGUUUGGACUGACCAUGAAAAGGAGAUCUUUAAGGACAAGUUUAUCCAGCAUCCAAAAAACUUUGGACUAAUUGCAUCCUAUUUGGAAAGGAAGAGUGUCCCUGAUUGUGUUUUAUAUUACUAUUUAACCAAGAAAAAUGAGAAUUAUAAAGCCCUUGUGAGAAGGAAUUAUGGAAAACGCAGAGGCAGAAAUCAGCAGAUUGCCCGUCCCUCACAAGAAGAAAAAGUAGAAGAAAAAGAAGAGGAUAAAGCAGAAAAAACAGAGAAAAAGGAAGAAGAAAAGAAGGAUGAUGAAGAAAAAGAUGAGAAGGAAGACUCUAAAGAAAUAACCAAGGAAAAGGACAGAACAGAAGCCACAGCAGAAGAAACUGAGGAGAGAGAACAGGUCACUCCGAGGGGGCGAAAGACUGCUAACAGCCAGGGGCGCCGGAAGGGCCGGAUCACCAGGUCCAUGACAAGUGAAGCUGCAGCUGCCAGUGCUGCUGCUGCAGCCACUGAGGAGCCCCCUCAACCCCUGCCACCACCACCAGAGCCCAUUUCUACUGAACCUGUUGAGACUUCAAGAUGGACAGAAGAAGAAAUGGAAGUUGCUAAAAAAGGCCUGGUAGAACAUGGUCGUAACUGGGCAGCCAUUGCCAAAAUGGUGGGAACUAAAAGUGAAGCCCAGUGUAAAAACUUCUAUUUUAACUAUAAAAGACGGCACAAUCUUGACAACCUUUUACAGCAACAUAAACAGAAAGUGAGUAGAGCAGUGGUGGCUUCACGAAAACCCCGUGAGGAACGAGAUGUGUCUCAGUGUGAAAGUGUUGCUUCCACUGUUUCUGCUCAAGAGGAUGAAGAUAUUGAAGCCUCAAAUGAGGAGGAGAAUCCAGAAGAUAGUGAAGGUGCUGAAAAUAGUUCUGAUACAGAAAGUGCUCCCUCUCCUUCACCAGUUGAAGCUGCCAAGUCCAGUGAAGACAGCAGUGAAAAUGCUGCUUCUCGAGGAAACACCGAACCUGUGGCUGAGCUUGAGGCCACCACUGACCCUGCACCCUGUGCAUCUCCCUCUUCAGCAGCUCCAACCACAAAACCAGCAGAAAGUGAAAGCGCGGAGGCCCAGGUGACUGACAGCGCCAGUGUGGAGACCGCAGAGCCGAUGGAUGUAGACCGUGAGCAGUGCGGUGCCGAGGGCAGUUCUGGUCUUGAUCCACCAGCCCCUGCCAAAGCCGACUCCGUGGACCCAGAAAUGCAGGUACCUGAAAAUACUGCGUCUAAAGGUGAAGGGGAUGCCACGGAGAGAGACUUGGAGAGCACCAAUGAGAAGACAGAGGCUAGAGAUGAAGACUUGGUAGUGGCUGAGCAGAUCCAGAGGCCUGAACCACAGUCAGACAACGACUCGAGUGCCACAUGCAGUGCAGAUGAGGAUGUUGAUGGGGAGCCAGAGAGGCAGAGAGUGUUUCCCAUGGAUGCAAAGCCUUCAUUGUUAAACCCUCCUGGAUCUGUACUACUCUCAUCCCCUAUUAAACCAAACCCAUUGGAUCUGCCACAGCUUCAGCAUCGUGCUGCUGUUAUCCCUCCAAUGGUUUCUUGCACCCCAUGUAAUAUACCAAUUGGAACGCCCGUAAGUGGCUAUGCUCUUUACCAACGGCACAUUAAGGCCAUGCACGAGUCAGCACUCCUGGAGGAACAGCGGCAGAGGCAAGAACAGAUAGACCUGGAAUGCAGAAGCUCUACAAGCCCAUGUGGCACUUCUAAGAGUCCAAACAGGGAGUGGGAAGGAAAAUCAGUCGCCUAUAUGCCUUAUGCUGAGGUCAAACGUGCUCUAGAACAGGAAGCACAGAUGCACAGUACCGCAGCAAGGUCAGCCUCACCGUGUAGGCUCUCUCCAAGAGAAGUCAGUAAAGCCGCUUCACAGCCUGAUAUGAGUGCAGCCCGCUAUAGUGUCCCUCCAGUCCUCCAACCUGCUCCACAUCAAGUGAUAACUAACCUUCCUGAAGGGGUUCGGCUACCAACAACGAGACCAACCAGGCCACCACCUCCCCUCAUCCCAUCAUCUAAAACCACAGUGGCAUCAGAAAAACCAUCCUUUAUAAUGGGAGGGUCCAUCUCACAGGGAACUCCUGGCACUUACUUGUCUUCUCAUAAUCAGGCUUACACUCAAGAAGCAGCUAAGCCCUCAGUGGGGUCUAUCUCUCUUGGAUUGCCACGGCAGCAAGAAUCUACUAAAUCAGCUCCUUUGACCUACAUCAAACAGGAAGAAUUUUCUCCACGAAGCCAAAACUCACAACCUGAGGGUUUAUUGGUCAGAGCACAGCAUGAAGGUGUGGUCAGAGGCACUGCAGGGGCUGUCCAAGAAGGAAGUAUAACUCGGGGAACUCCAGCCAGCAAAAUCUCAGUGGAGAGCAUUUCAUCCUUGCGGGGCUCUAUUACACAGGGCACCCCAGCUCUGCCCCAGGCUGGCAUACCAACAGAGGCUUUGGUGAAGGGACCUGUUUCAAGGAUGCCUAUUGAAGAAAGCAGUCCUGAGAAGGUCAGAGAGGAAGCUGCAUCCAAAGGCCAUGUUAUCUAUGAAGGCAAAAGUGGCCAUAUCUUAUCAUAUGAUAAUAUUAAGAAUGCCCGAGAAGGGACUCGGAGUCCAAGAACAGCUCAUGAAAUGAGUUUAAAAAGAAGCUAUGAGUCAGUGGAAGGAAAUAUAAAGCAAGGCAUGUCGAUGAGGGAGUCUCCUGUAUCAGCACCUUUAGAGGGUCUGAUAUGCCGAGCAUUACCCAGGGGGAGCCCUCAUUCUGACCUCAAAGAAAGGACUGUGCUGUCUGGUUCCAUAAUGCAGGGCACACCAAGAGCAACAGCUGAAAGUUUUGAAGAUGGCCUUAAAUACCCCAAACAGAUAAAAAGGGAAAGCCCUCCUAUCCGAGCAUUUGAAGGUGCCAUUACCAAAGGAAAACCAUAUGAUGGUAUCACAACCAUCAAAGAAAUGGGACGUUCCAUUCAUGAAAUUCCACGACAAGAUAUUCUAACUCAGGAAAGCCGAAAAACUCCAGAAGUGGUCCAGAACACGAGGCCAAUAAUUGAGGGUUCUAUUUCCCAGGGCACACCAAUAAAAUUUGACAACAACUCAGGUCAAUCAGCUAUCAAACACAAUGUGAAGUCCUUAAUCACAGGGCCUAGCAAACUACCCCGUGGAAUGCUGGAAAUUGUACCAGAGAACAUAAAAGUAGUAGAACGGGGAAAAUAUGAGGAUGUGAAAGCAGGCGAGCCAGUGCGACCCCGGCACACGUCAGUGGUGAGCUCUGGCCCCUCCGUUCUCAGGUCUACAAUUCAUGAAGCUCCCAAAGCCCAGCUGAGCCCGGGAAUCUAUGAUGACAGCAGUGCUCGCAGGACUCCUGUGAGCUACCAGAACACCAUCUCCAGAGGCUCCCCCAUGAUGAACAGAACUUCUGAUGUUUCUUCCAGCAAGUCUACCAGCCAUGAAAGGAAAUCAACUCUGACCCCAACCCAAAGGGAAAGUAUACCAGCCAAGUCUCCAGUGCCUGGGGUGGAUCCCGUCGUGAGUCACAGCCCAUUUGAUCCCCAUCAUAGGAGUAGCGCUGCAGGAGAGGUUUAUCGGAGCCACCUUCCCACGCACUUGGAUCCAGCCAUGCCCUUUCACAGGGCUUUGGAUCCUGCAGCUGCUGCUUACCUGUUUCAGAGACAGCUUUCACCAACCCCAGGAUACCCAAGUCAGUACCAGCUUUAUGCAAUGGAGAAUACAAGACAGACAAUCCUAAAUGAUUACAUUACCUCACAGCAGAUGCAAGUGAAUCUGCGCCCUGAUGUCACCAGGGGACUGUCCCCACGAGAGCAGCCACUGGGUCUCCCUUAUCCAGCUACAAGAGGAAUCAUUGACCUGACCAAUAUGCCUCCAACAAUUUUAGUGCCUCAUGCAGGGGGAACAAGCACUCCUCCCAUGGACAGAAUCACUUAUAUUCCUGGUACUCAGAUUACUUUCCCUCCCAGGCCAUACAACGCUGCUUCUUUGUCUCCAGAUUUAUGUUUUACAGGGCACCCAACACACCUUGCAGCAGCUGCAAGUGCCGAGAGGGAGCGAGAGCGGGAAAGGGAGAAGGAGCGAGAGCGGGAACGGGAACGUGAGCGGGAACGUGAGCGGGACCGUGAGCGGGAACGGGAACGUGAACGGGAACGUGAGCGCGAGCGCGAGCGCGAGCGCGAAAGGAUCACUGCUGCUCCCGCUGACCUCUACCUACGACCAGGUUCAGAUCCGCCAGGCCGCCCUGGCAGCCAUGGAUAUGUUCGCUCCCCUUCCCCUUCAGUAAGAACUCAGGAGACCAUGUUGCAACAGAGACCCAGUGUUUUCCAGGGAACCAAUGGAACUAGUGUAAUCACACCUUUGGAUCCUGCUGCUCAGCUACGAAUCAUGCCACUGCCUUCUGGGGGCCCUUCGAUAAGUCAAGGCCUGCCAGCCUCCCGUUACAACACUGCUGCGGAUGCCCUGGCUGCUCUUGUGGAUGCUGCAGCUUCUGCACCCCAGAUGGAUGUUUCCAAAACAAAAGAGAGUAAGCAUGAAGCUGCCAGGUUAGAAGAAAAUUUGAGAAGCAGGUCAGCAGCAGUUAGUGAACAGCAGCAGCUAGAGCAGAAAAACCUGGAGGUGGAGAAGAGAUCUGUUCAGUGUGUGUGCACUUCUUCAGCCCUUCCAAGUGGCAAGCCCCAGCCUCAUGCCUCAGUAGUGUAUUCUGAGGCUGGGAAAGAUAAAGGGCCUCCUCCAAAAUCCAGAUAUGAGGAAGAGCUAAGGACGCGAGGGAAGACUACCAUUACUGCAGCUAACUUCAUAGACGUGAUCAUCACCCGGCAGAUUGCCUCGGACAAGGAUGCGAGGGAACGUGGCUCUCAAAGUUCAGACUCUUCUAGUAGCUUGUCUUCUCACAGGUAUGAAGCACCUAGUGAUGCUAUUGAGGUGAUAAGCCCUGCCAGCUCACCUGCACCACCCCAGGAAAAACCACAGGCCUAUCAGCCAGAGAUGGUUAAGGCAAACCAAGCAGAAAAUGAGUCCACUCGACAGUAUGAAGGACCACUGCAUCAUUAUCGGUCCCAGCAGGAAUCGCCAUCUCCACAGCAACAGCCACCAAUGCCCCCAUCUUCCCAGCCAGAGGGAAUGGGACAGGUUCCCAGGACCCAUCGACUGAUCACACUUGCAGACCACAUCUGUCAAAUUAUCACACAAGACUUUGCUAGAAAUCAAGUUCCCUCACAGCCUUCUACUUCUACAUUCCAAACGUCACCAUCUGCUUUGUCGUCCACACCUGGAAGAACUAAAACAUCAAGUCGCUACAGCCCAGAAUCACAGUCUCAGACUGUCUUGCAUCCCAGACCAGGUCCUAGAGUCUCUCCAGAAAACCUUGUGGAUAAAUCCCGGGGAAGCAGGCCUGGAAAAUCUCCAGAGAGGAGUCACAUCCCAUCAGAGUCCUAUGAGCCCAUCUCCCCACCCCAGGGUCCUGCUGUGCAUGAGAAGCAGGACAGUGUGCUGCUCUUGUCACAAAGGGGAGUGGACCCUGCUGAGCAAAGGAGUGAUUCUCGAUCACCAGGAAGUAUAAGCUACUUGCCUUCAUUCUUCACCAAGCUUGAAAGCACAUCGCCCAUGGUUAAAUCAAAGAAGCAGGAAAUUUUUCGUAAGUUGAACUCCUCUGGUGGAGGUGACUCUGAUAUGGCAGCUGCUCAGCCAGGAACAGAGAUCUUCAAUCUGCCAGCAGUUACUACAUCAGGUGCAGUAAGCUCAAGAAGCCAUUCUUUUGCUGAUCCUGCCAGUAAUCUCGGGCUAGAAGACAUCAUCAGAAAGGCUCUCAUGGGAAGUUUCGAUGAUAAAGUUGAAGAUCAUGGUGUUGUCAUGCCCCAUCCUGUGGGAGUUGUGCCUGGUAGUGUCAGCACUUCAGUUGUGACUAGCAGUGAGACAAGAAGAGAUGAAGGGGACCCAUCACCUCAUUCAGCAGUAUGCAAACCAAAGCUGAUCAACAAAUCAAACAGCAGGAAGUCUAAAUCUCCUAUUCCUGGGCAAAGCUACUUAGGAACUGAAAGACCCUCUUCUGUCUCCUCUGUACAUUCAGAGGGUGAUUACCACAGGCAGACACCAGGAUGGGCCUGGGAAGACAGGCCCUCUUCAACAGGUUCUACUCAGUUCCCGUACAACCCUCUGACCAUACGGAUGCUCAGCAGCACACCGCCAACACCGAUCGCAUGUGUCCCGUCUGCCAUCACCCAAGCAGCUCCACAUCAACAGAACCGCAUCUGGGAGCGGGAACCUGCCCCUCUCCUCUCAGCACAGUAUGAGACACUGUCUGAUAGUGACGACUGAGCUGUGCAGAGGAGAGCGCUCUGGCUUUGGUUUUAAUUGCAGAUUAAAAAAAAAAAAAAAAAAAAUGCCCUCCUAUGAUUUGUGCCCAGAGACUUCUCAAGAGAGCCAGGGCCAUGGAUGAGGAAGAAAUGAUGGAAAUUCAUUUGGAAAAUCAAAUGGGGGGAAAAAUCUGCCUCUAAUACAGGCAUUUUAAUGGAUUAUAACAGUGGAGGGUUGAAAUGUAGAGUUUUUUAAAAAGUGGACAAUUCUUGUUCUUACAUCUGUUUGUAAAGAAAACCAUGAUGUCUUUAAAUCACUCUUCUGUAAAUAAUGACCUUUUUGCAGUGUAUCCCCUUGCUGUAGUAUCUGGUGUACUUAAAUUUAAAUCAGCGAAUCAACACUGGGGGUAAUUUUUAAAAUUCUUUGUGUAUCUUUUUAACCCCAGCCUUCUAAACAACCUCACACAGCCCAGUUCUACAGUGCUGGCUGUCAUGGGCAUUGUUCUUUUGUUUCCUCUAAAUUCAGCUUUCCCGGUGAUGUUUAAAUCUUGUGGAAAUAUUUAGGUUUUUAAACAUACCCUGUCAUAAAGCCUAUAUGAGGUCAAAAGGCAGGAGCAACCGAACUGUCAUAUUGUGAUUUUCCAGUGCAGGCUUUACUUUCUUCAUUAGUAGCACUGAAAAAAAGUUACUGCAUGGGUAUGUUAUAGUUCAGUUUAAAGUUGAAAAGGCUUAUUUGAGGCAUACCUCAAUGUUUAUGCACACUGGUAAUUUAACCAUGCCCCUAAGUAUUCUGCAUUUGAUGCAGCCCAACAAAGCUUCUGUUCUGAAAUAAAUUUUGACUAUCCUGUCCAUAGCUACAGUACAUCAUUUGUGACAUAAGAGUCUUCGUUUCUCAGGUUUCAAACAAGAAUAUACAUUCUUUUCUUUAAAUACAGCAGAAUUGGCGGAGUUAAAAAGAUAUCAAUCUGUAUAGAACCUUUCUCUGUCUUCCAGGCUUGUUUUUAUGCUGUAUCCUGAACUAGCCCUUGAACACAGUCCUCUAAUCAGUGCCCACUCUCUGCUUCUAGGGAACACCAGUAAAGUGUUUUCAUUUCACAGAUUCUUAAGGUGCAAGUAAUUUAAAGACUGAAUUUUAAACUAAUUAUGGUACUGUAGGGUCACUUUUAUUCAUUAAGAAUUGCUUGCUGUGAUUCAGAUUUGCUACAUGGCUUUAUCAUGGUGUUUAGGCUUCCUUCCACUGCAUA
This is a messenger RNA of Arvicanthis niloticus (Nile rat), 9218 nucleotides long. It is a transcript of the gene Ncor1, whose product is annotated as nuclear receptor corepressor 1. Lineage: Eukaryota; Metazoa; Chordata; Mammalia; Rodentia; Muridae. Gene Ontology annotation, molecular function: nuclear thyroid hormone receptor binding; transcription corepressor activity. The record is from RefSeq and is a predicted model, not a curated record. Gene Ontology annotation, cellular component: chromatin. Gene Ontology annotation, biological process: negative regulation of transcription by RNA polymerase II.